AAAAGUUAUCUUGGAAUACCUUUGCCCCUCUCCAUGGCUAGACCAGACCUCAUCUUUCAACUUCUUCUUCUUCUUGGCCUAAUUCAUGUAACCUGCAGUAGUGCCAAAGAUAAUCAGCAGCAAUAUUGUCCCCCUUCUUCUUGUGGAAAUAUUCCAAACAUUCGCUUCCCUUUCUGGUUAAACACCAAUACGCAUAACUGUACUGGGCUCCCAGCAUAUAAUCUGUCUUGUGAGAACAACCUCGCAGUAUUGUAUUUAGGAUCAGCAAAAUUCUACGUUCAGGCUAUUGAUUAUGAUAAUCUAACAAUCCGAGUGGUAGAUGCCGGGAUUCAGAAAGGUAACUGCUCCUCCAUACCUCAAUAUUACGUGUAUGGCCGUUACUUCCACGACCAGCUCCGGUGGCCGUGGGUGUUAGAGGAACUUGUUUUCAUAAGCUGUGGAAACCCUGUAAAUGCUUCCGAUCUCUCUGUUGGCGCCUCUGCCAGCGUUUUCGAUCUCUAUGUUGAUGCCUCUGCCUGCGUUAAUGCCAGUUCGUUCUCCACGUCUUACCAGCCUGAAUCCAAUGGCAGCAAAAGGUAUUAUUAUGUCAAAAUCGGCGAUUUUAAACCGCGGGAGUUAAAAAGCACUUGCCGGAUUGAGCUGAUAUCACUUUCCCGGUUUUCACGGGAAAAGAAUUACAGAAACCUCUCCUACUUGGAAAUUCACCGUCAGCUGGAAUAUGGAUUUGAGCUCUCGUGGAAGAAAGCUCCUGGCU
Messenger RNA from Rubroshorea leprosula, 754 nucleotides. Lineage: Eukaryota; Viridiplantae; Streptophyta; Magnoliopsida; Malvales; Dipterocarpaceae. The record is from the annotation of a GenBank genome assembly.